This is a messenger RNA of Branchiostoma belcheri (Belcher's lancelet), 2161 nucleotides long. RefSeq names its product coagulation factor IX-like. Gene Ontology annotation, cellular component: extracellular region. The transcript is spliced from 9 exons. The annotation marks the transcript as partial. Gene Ontology annotation, biological process: complement activation; proteolysis. Gene Ontology annotation, molecular function: serine-type endopeptidase activity. NCBI's taxonomy places the organism in Eukaryota, Metazoa, Chordata, Leptocardii, Amphioxiformes, Branchiostomatidae. The record is from RefSeq and is a predicted model, not a curated record.
AUCCAAAUUCCUUUGACUCCAUUGGCGACAUCUUACCAAGGCUUAGUCAAGUUUGGGACGGAUUACAGCUCACUACGUCCUCCAACAACAAGUCCAAACACAUUUUGGACCGAUUCAAGACAUCCAAUGCUACACGCGGCAGGGUGCUCGACCUCGGCUUUGCCGGUGGACUGGACCUGUACUUCCUGUUUGAUGCCUCUGGCAGUGUUGGUACGGACAACUUCAGGAUCGGGCUGAACUUUGCCAAGGCGUUAGUCAAGAAGGUUGGAGUGUCUGCUGAGCCGGGUGGUACCAGGGUUGGAGCCUUUACGUUUGCAUCAGAUGUCACCCCACACUUCCGUCCUCACGACCCUCUGGUAACCACCGAGCAAGUUGUGGAUGCUAUAGAGCAGAUUCCGUAUACAAAGGGAGGCACAGCAACGCGGCUGGCACUGAAGUUUUUGCGAGAAAGUGUCAUUCCGGAGGCAGUCGCUGAGUUGGACCGUCCAGAUGAGUCUAAGAAAGCACUUUUCCUCAUAACCGAUGGUAAGUCAAACACAGGUGGAGACCCAAGCAAAGAGGCUGAGAGGCUGAGAGAGGAACUAGGACUAGACAUCUACACCAUCGGUAUCAGCAACGACGUCAGCAAGACUGAGCUAGCCUCCGUUGCAUCCAGUCCCAAGAGGGAGCACAUGUUUACUCUGAAGGACUAUUUCCGUCUUGAGUGGCUAAUAGAUGCUUUGACCAACCAUUCCGUAGACUAUUCCAAGUGUGGGCAAGCUGGCAACACUAAAGCUGAGUCCAGGGCCCGGAUUGUGGGUGGGCAGGAUGCAAAUGAAGGUGCCUGGCCAUGGCAAGCAGCUAUUUACUACAGGAGAGGAAGCCGUGAGCUGUUUUUGUGCGGUGGAUCACUGAUCGCGCCUGACUGGGUGCUGACGGCUGCACACUGCUUCUUCAACGCGAUAGGGCUACGAUUGGACGACACAAAAAUCAUCAUCAAACUAGGUGUGACAAACCUGGACACAGAUGAAUAUAAACCGAAAGUACAGUACUGGGGAGAGAAUGAGAUCACCACAUAUGUACACGAGGACUACAGACAGCCUGAUACAGGCACCUAUGACAACGACAUCGCGUUGGUGCAUCUGGUGUCUCGCAGAGGUACCCUGGACCCGUAUGUCCGCACGGUCUGCCUGCCCUGCUCCUGUUCUUGUACUGGGGCAGGCUGUCUACUGGACAGUCAGAACAAGCAGGAAGAUUGUGUAACAGAAGGAACAGAGUUGUUCAAGCGCUGUAAGUAUGGAGUUGUGACAGGAUGGGGACACACCAAACAAGAAGACCAUAACGGGUUCAGGCCACGGGUGUCCUCUCACCUCCAGCAGGUGGAAGUCAAGCUGCGCACAGAUGAAGAAUGUACCAGAAACCUCCGUUUGUCCGCCAACCACUACACCAGCAGGAUGUUCUGUGCUGGAGACCCUGAGGACCAGCAGGAUGCCUGUAAGGGUGACUCCGGAGGUCCGUUCAUGUGUGAAGUGGAGAAGGAGGACAAGACCAGGUGCUGGGUACAGCUGGGAAUCGUGUCCUGGGGAGACGGCUGCGCGGCUGAAGGACGUUAUGGCUACUACACACAUCUUCCCAAACUCAUGCCAUGGGUUAAGGAUAUUGUAGCAAGACAUGGAUUCAACUAAGCAACAUAAUGGGUUGGUUGAGGUAGAACACAUUUGGUUGCAGGCACAUUCUAUCCACCCAUGAACGGAGUUGCUUUGAGGGUACUUUAAGAGUUUGACAUAAUACUGAAUGCUUUUCAGUACUGUGAAGUACACGUAGUAUACAAUUUUAAGAUUAUCAUCUAUUGCAAAAUAAUACCCUCCUCCCUGUCAAUUCUCCAUGGUAUCCUUAUACAAUAGAUGUCCUUGUGCAAUAGAGCAAAUUAUGAUCUUAUAUUUACGACUUUAUGAUACACGUAUCACAUAAGAAGUAGCUAGCUGUGGUACAUUUUGAACCUGAAUUGUGCAACUGUCACAAGAUAUACGGAUACAGAAGUGACAUUUUAGUUUUAGGAAUUACAUGUUUAUCUACGUACAGGUGCGACGAGCUAAGAAAAAUCAUGUAACUAGGCUGAAAAAAUAUUUUAUCACGUUCAUUUCAAUGCCCAAUGAAAUAAACAACUUUCUUGUUUUGUAGU